Molecule: messenger RNA, 2027 nt
Organism: Exaiptasia diaphana
Lineage: Eukaryota; Metazoa; Cnidaria; Anthozoa; Actiniaria; Aiptasiidae
Product: organic cation transporter protein
Exons: 9
Coding region: 200-1735 (511 amino acids)
Biological process (GO): transmembrane transport
Cellular component (GO): membrane
Molecular function (GO): transmembrane transporter activity
Source: RefSeq, a predicted model, not a curated record
UCUGCUCUUACUACUCCUCAUAAGCCUGGGAAUAACUACAACGUUGUUUACUUCUGAUCUACGAUUAUCAUAUUAAAAUCGAUAGCAAUCUGUAGUUUCUUUUACAAGGAGCAUCAACUGACACAAAAGGUCAGUACUAAAGGUAAUACAAAUUCUUCAAAUAGGCAUUCAAUUGGAAAACUGUGUUUUCAAAAGCAAUAUGGAGUCUUUAUCUACCGACGAGGUUUUAGACAAAAUCGGUAGCUUUGGUCGAUACCAAGUAUUUCUUCUGUUUCUAAUGGGUUUCAUGAAGAUAUUUGGGGAUGGAUUCCAAGCAAUGGUGGCGUCCUUCUUGGCUGCAGAACCUCCAUGGCGUUGUGUGAGCAACAGCUCAUCUUGUAAUAUCACUGGUAGUCUUUCACCAGGUCAAGACGGUUAUAAACUACGAUGUAGCCUUAAUCGUGACCAAUGGGAGUUUGAUACCAGUGAACUUACAUCUAUUGUAUCUGAGUGGGAUCUAGUUUGCGACCGCUCAAGUUUGUCUAGUAUGUCCAAGAGUAUUGUGUUUGCUGGUUACAUGGUAGGUGUGCUAUUUGGUGGCAUCUUAUCUGACAAGUUUGGACGUAAACCAAUCGUGUUUUUCCCUUCCGUGCUUUGCAACAUACUCGCCUUGAUUGCCUCGUUCGUUAACGUGUUCUGGUUGUUUGCGCUUCUCCGAGGACUUAUUGGUGUUUGCAUUGGCAGUUCAUCACUAGCUACGUUCAUUCUCCUGGUCGAAUAUGUGGGUGUCAAACAUCGUGCAACGGCCGGCACCAGUAUGUGGUAUUUUUUUACAACAUCGCUGAUGCUGUUACCAUUAUGGGCGUAUCUCAUACGAGACUGGAGAAUGCUUUCAGUUGCAGCUGCAGUCCCUGGSUUGCUACAGAUAUUCUUCUGGUGGUUUCUUCCCGAGUCAUCAAGAUGGUUGCUGACCCAGGGUAAAGAAGAUAAAAGCAAAACAUAUUUCAUUAAGAUUGCACGUGUCAACCGCAAAGAGAUGCCGCCAAAUCCAAUUGCAAUCAUGGAAGAAAAACAACGUGUUGGUGAUAUACGGGAUUUGUUUCGUUCCUGGAAAAUGGCUCGAAUAACUCUCAUUAACUGGUUUUGUUGGGUAGUGGUAGCAAUGGUGUACUAUGGAGUAUCAUUUGGUUCUGGAAGUUUUGGUGGUAAUCGUUAUCUCGUGUUCUUCUUGGUSUCAAUUAUUGAGAUUCCAUCACACUACUUCGCUAUAAAAUAUAUGGAUAGGUUUGGUCGAAAGAAAGGUGUUUURACUGGACUAUUCGCAGCGUCCCUUGCAUCAAUCGGUGCGGUUCUUCUUCAAAGGGAUCGAUCACAAACAGGAUUUCUGGUUGGUCGCAUCAUAAUGUCAAUGAUUGCCAAGUUUUUCAUCAGUGAGGCUUUUGAUGUCAUCUACAUCUUUUCCGCCGAACUUUUUCCAACAGUAGUCAGGAAUAUUGGUAURGGGACGUCAUCUGCAGCCGGUAGAAUUGGCUCGAUUUCAGCUCCAUUUAUAAUUGGACUAGUUCGUAUCCAUGUUCUGAUCCCGUAUUCGAUUUUCGCCGUUGCUGCAUUCAUCGCCUGUUUACUGUGCCUUACCCUACCAGAGACCAAUAACGAACCAACUAAAGAAACGUUUGAGGCAAAGACAAUUGCAGGCAAUGUAAUAUGCCCUGACGAUAAUGAAAACGGAGUUGUGCCAGAUAGCACUAACCUCUAGUUAUUAGAAAAUCCAUACCAUAAAGGGAAAGUAUUCUGGUGUGGAUCACAUGGAUUGAUUGCUUAUCCCCGAACAUAACAUGCAUGUGAAAGAGAACUUUACGAUACCAACGCAAUUGUGAUUUAUAUUGUAAUGUAUUAUAUCCAGUGAUACAUGUCCUUUGGAUAGAAAACACCUCUUCCUCAACCUUCCCCUUUCUUUAUUGUACAAUCUCGGACACAAAUGCUCGGUAUCUUUACGUGAAYAUGACAUUAAUAACACACUUUGCAAAUAAACAUUUAGCUAGACCAAA